This is a messenger RNA of Equus quagga, 4743 nucleotides long. It is a transcript of the gene UCK2, whose product is annotated as uridine-cytidine kinase 2. NCBI's taxonomy places the organism in Eukaryota, Metazoa, Chordata, Mammalia, Perissodactyla, Equidae. Gene Ontology annotation, molecular function: kinase activity; ATP binding. The transcript has 7 exons. The coding region runs from base 261 to 1046 and encodes 261 amino acids. The record is from RefSeq and is a predicted model, not a curated record. Gene Ontology annotation, cellular component: cytosol; cytoplasm.
GAGCAGCAGCAUCACGCUGACCUCUGCCUGGGAUGUAAACCGGGCCAGCCGCUGCGGGCAGAGGAAGGCUCUCGUCGGCUCUGGGAAACCCAGCCCCACCACCGGGAUCCGAGCGGCUCGCAGCGAGCGGCGGCAGCCUCGAGCCGGGCAGCGCCCAGCGGCGGCUGCGGGAAGCGGAGGGAGCCCGGCGCGGGCGCGGGCGCGGGCGGGAAAGCGUGCGUCCGUUCGCACAGACAGCGGGAGGAGGGGCGGCGCGAGCCAUGGCUGGGGACAGCGAGCAGACCCUGCAGAACCACCAGCAGCCCAACGGCGGCGAGCCCUUCCUGAUCGGCGUCAGUGGGGGCACGGCCAGCGGCAAGUCUUCCGUCUGUGCUAAGAUUGUGCAGCUCCUGGGACAGAAUGAGGUGGACUAUCGCCAGAAGCAGGUGGUCAUCCUAAGCCAGGAUAGCUUCUACCGUGUCCUCACUUCAGAGCAGAAGGCCAAAGCCCUGAAGGGCCAGUUCAAUUUUGAUCACCCGGAUGCCUUUGACAAUGAACUCAUCUUCAAAACACUCAAAGAAAUCACUGAAGGGAAAACAGUCCAGAUUCCCGUGUAUGACUUUGUCUCCCAUUCCCGGAAGGAGGAGACGGUCACCGUCUACCCCGCGGACGUGGUGCUCUUCGAAGGGAUCCUGGCCUUCUACUCCCAGGAGGUGCGGGACCUGUUCCAGAUGAAGCUUUUCGUGGACACAGAUGCGGACACCCGGCUCUCCCGCAGAGUAUUAAGGGACAUCAGCGAAAGAGGAAGGGACCUUGAGCAGAUUUUGUCUCAGUACAUUACGUUCGUCAAGCCUGCCUUUGAGGAAUUCUGCUUGCCAACAAAGAAAUACGCUGAUGUGAUAAUUCCUAGAGGUGCAGAUAAUCUAGUGGCCAUCAACCUCAUCGUGCAGCACAUCCAGGACAUCCUGAAUGGAGGGAUCUCCAAACGGCAGACCAAUGGCUAUCUCAACGGCUAUACCCCUUCACGCAAGAGGCAGGCCUCAGAGUCCAGCAGCCGGCCACAUUGACCCCCGUCUCCUUCAGACCCUGGCCCCUAUCUUCAAGAGACAGGAGGAGGGGUUAGAAGGCACUGUUCAUCUGUACAUAUGGUUUCCUAUGACAUUGCUGUAUUUAAGAAAACACCAUGGAGAUGAAAUGCCUUUGAUUUUUUUUUUUUUUUUUUGUACUUUGGAGCGGCAAAAUGAAACAGAACUUGACCCUGAGCUUAAAUGACAAACUGUGCCAACUACUACUGGUGAUGCCUAAUUAUGAAUCCAACGUGUAACCAGUUAUAAAUACAUAUAUAUAUAAAAGGAUCUAUUUUUGUGUAAAUGUACAAAUACUGUAAAGCUGUUUGCCAUAAGUAUUUUGCAGGAGGACCUGUACUGGAGUGUUUUGGGACUGGAGCUGGCGUCUCACUGAGGGGAAACUGCCUAUUGUGUUGCAGGUGGGGGAGGCUCAGGCAUCUGUGUGGGAGAUGGGGGGGCGAGGACCGAGGCUCAUGUCUCAUUGCUCUGAGUGCCUGUGGGGCUCAGUGGGAGUGGAGUUGGGAACCUUUGAUUGCCUUCCCUGCCAGAUGCCACCUUCUUGGAGUGGAGCUCAAUGACAGUCGAUGAGAAAUACUCUUUUCUUUUUUUCUGAGUUGAAAUUGGGUGAGACCUCCACUCAAAAAUCAAACUCAGGGAAGAGGCCCACUGAGAACAAGUCUUCUGCAUUUUCUUCUUGCCCUGUGCCCCACCUCUGGCUGCUUGGGGAGCUCCACACCUCCUUCCUUACUCUCCCACUUCCAAGAGCCAGAGCUGCCUCUCUCUUCUUACCUGAUACAGGUUGGAUGGGGUCGCUUCCUGAGAGAAUUGAGAAGGAGGGAGGAGAACCGUGCCUGUUGAGUGGUCCUCCUGCCUCCCAGGGAAGUCUCUGAUCACAUUCCUUGGCCUCUUCCCUGGACUGUGGAGUGCACAAUUGGCCCCUUGCAGCCUGGGCUUGGGUUGAGGACUUCUGCUGGCAGAAGGACACCUGGCUGCCCCUCACAGGGUGGCAGGAGAGCUCUGCCCAUGUAGGGAGUAGUCGCUUUUGUUUACCAAGAUGUGGGGAUUUGCAGUGAGAUAGCAUGCACCUUUCAGCAGUGAUUGUCACCAGCAGCGUCACAGCCCAGCUGAUUUGGGCAUGUAGAGCAGGGAAGAGGAAAUAGAGUAUUUAAGUCAUAGGUUGGAGUCUUAGGUUGAAAACACUUGGGGUGAUGAAUUCCAGCUUUCCUGGGGGCUCCCUCUUGGUGGAAAUUUCCUUCUUUGCAAAAAGUACAGAUUCCUCAAGAUUGUUGGUGGAGGGGUGGAGGAAGCGGUGGGGGGGCAUCAAGCGAGAUGGAGGAAGUAUGAUUAUAAGUUUUAAAGCCUGAGCUUUUAACUGCAGAAGAGCCAGAGCCUUGUCAUUUCAGUGUUGACCAUUUCAGUGCCUGGUAGGCCACGCCCUGAGUUAUUUCAUGUGGCUGCCACUGACCAGAACAUUAUGGGGAACCUUUCUCCUUCUAUUGCUUUCCUAGGCCAUUGGAGCCAUUCAGAUACAUCUGAUGCCAUUACUCUCUGGUCACCCUGAACUGUCCCUUUAAACUCAGCACCAUCCCCUUCGAUUCCCCUUUUCUGGACUCAGUUUGAUUCUAAACUCUGUUUUCACUGCUUUCAAAAAGUCAGACAUAAUCUGCAACAGAGCUUUGCCACCCCGAGACAUUCAGGAGACUGUGCUACAGGCCCUGGAGGGAGCUCCCAGCAGCAGCAACCGCCUGAUUGGAUCAAGGGAAGGCCCCCGAGGUGCCUCUCUGAGGGCUGGGACUCACCAGGAUGUAUGCGUUCUGGACUGUGUGUUUCAGAAUCAGUAUUUAUCUUUCUAGUCAUGCCCUUGUAGGGUUCUGAGAUGCAGAGUGGAUGGCAGGCCUGGGUAGGAUCCUGAGGACCCAAGGGCCUCUUGCCUUCAUGGGGCUGGUGUGUGCUCAGGGGAAGCCCAUCCCUGUCUGGGGGAGCCCUGGCCUUUUGGUGGGUGGUACACUCCCCUUUACUUGAAGCUCCCAGGUGCCAAACCAUUUAGUGCCUUGGCUGUGUAUCCCACUGCCUUGGAAGAUGGAUUCUUCACAUCUCUGAGCCUUGACUCACUUAGCCGCUUCCUCAUCUACCUGUGGUGUUGGGACCAAGCCUCCAGUGGCUCUAAGUAGCCCAGGCCUAGCUUGGGAGCAGCUCUAGGGCUGUCCUGCCUCCUGGUAAGACCAUCACCAGUUCUUGGUGGCUUGGCUGGGGGAAUAGCUGUGCUCACUGGGCAGCGCUGGUGAAUCCUCUGGUUCUGUGACACACUCUGAGGCGAAGAAGGGAUGGGAAGCUCUGCCCCUCUCUGGCGACCCCAGCAUUUAGCCAACUGAGUAUCUGCACUUGAGCUUUCUAAAUCACAAAUCCUGGACUUGGUAUUUUAAGAGCUCUCUAUUUCCACUGGAGAGUCAAGGGGAGACUCAUUAGACUGGAAAUCAUGACACGAGUCAUCUGGGUACUCUGCUGUCCAGGGAGGAGACGCCGAGGAGCAGAGUCGGGUAAUGUCGGUCGUGUGUGCAUGGGCAUCCCUUAGCUUCAGAGCCACCAACGGUGCUUGCUUCUCCCUUCCUGCCAGAUAUUGUCUGUGGACCAAGUAUUUUGGACGCACUCAUCCAAGCCUCAUGUCAUGGGAAGGCCUGGCCUCACACUCUUUCAUGCUAAUGGGGCUUCUGACCCAGGUUUCUUUUUCUUGAGCAGCCUGAGACCAGUAGGGGCAGAGAGACGGGAGUCUGUAUAAGGAAGACGCAAGUGUUGCGACCCCAGAUGUCCUUUGAUUUGGAAUGGAUAGGAUAAGCUCUCGAAGAGGUGGUGGUUAGACAACAGGAUCUCUGAAGAGCCAUCUGGGGGAGGGUGAGAGGGAAAGGUCUCCAGGUCACCCUUCAGACCAAUCGUUCCUGCACCAUCCCGCUCUGGCCUUGGCUGCUCAGCGGUCGUGUGGACGCUGGCUUCCUGCAGAUGCUGGGCUUAGGAUUGAACGCUUGUCUCCACACCCAGGGUGGGUUGCCAGUCUCUCAUUAGGCCACUAGGUCAGGCUGAAGGCUUGCACGCUUCUCAGAGCUGUUGGGAAGCAGGAGGGACUGGAGCCCAGUUGGUUUGGGCAUCACCUCCUUUGCUGUCCUUGUGCGCCUUUCCUUGACUUAGCAGCCUAGACCUGUGCUAGCGCCCAAGGCCAUUGCAGGAUGGAUUUUCCUCUGCCCUGGAGUCUCCCCGCUGCCUGUCAGCGAUGCCAGAGCUCUGCUGGGAAGGGCCGACUGGACUUGUCUACCAUUCCUGCUCUUCACCCUGUGCUCAGGGUGGAGUAGGGGAGACAGUCUUGGUAUCAGAUGAACCAAGGAGAGAGAGGUUGGGAAGAUCACCGUGGAGCCUAGAGCUCAGAGUCCCCUUGAUCUUUUGUCUCUGGGCCUUCUACUACCCUCCUCGGGCCAGGUGGCUGGUGUUACAGAUCAGCUUCUUUGCUGCUCUUAGAGGCAGGAGUGCCUAGCCAGUCCUGCCUCAGGAAGAGGGUGAGUAGCUGAAUCAAGACUUAGGCUUGUAUUUCUUCUUUCAGAUGCUUGCUCUUCCCCUUUUCUUUCUGCUGCCCUGCCUUUAUUGUUAGCAGUUACGAAAUGACCACAUAUCAUGUACUUUGCUGUAAAUAAAGACUGAACAAAAUGAGCCA